AUGCCUCCAAGCUCAAUCAGAAGAGCCCUUGGGGCAGUGAAGGAUCAAACAAGCAUAGGCCUAGCAAAGGUUGGAAGCAGCACUUCACUUGCUGACCUUGAUGUGGCCAUUGUGAAGGCAACGAGGCAUGAUGAAUACCCAGCUGAAGAGAAGUACAUAAGGGAGAUUCUCAGCUUAACAUGUUACUCUCGUGCAUUCAUCAGUGCAUGUGUUAAUACCCUCUCAAGGCGUCUAAACAAGACCAAAAACUGGACAGUGGCUUUGAAAACACUUGUUUUGAUUCAAAGGUUGUUAUCAGAGGGUGAUCCUGCUUAUGAGCAGGAAAUAUUCUUCUCAACUCGACGUGGUACUCGCCUUCUCAACAUGUCUGAUUUUCGUGACAACUCAAAAUCUGGUUCAUGGGACUUCUCUGCAUUUGUGCGCACAUAUGCAUUGUAUCUCGAUGAAAGGCUUGAGUACAAUAUGCAAAGCCGGCGUGGAAAGCGUAGCAUGUUUGGUUUUGAUGAAGAUGAGGAUGAAAGGGAAAAGGAAGGAGAAAAAGGCAAGGAAAUCGUUGUAAGAUCCACACCAUUGCGUGACAUGAAGUUAGAGCAAAUUUUUUCCAAAAUGCAGCAUUUGCAAUUGCUCCUUGAACGCUUUUUGGCUUGCCGACCUACAGGGGGAGCAAAGACUCAUCGAAUUGUGAUAGUGGCUCAUUACCCGAUUGUUAAGGAGAGUUUUCAUAUAUAUUAUGAAAUAUCAGAAAUACUUGGUAUCUUAAUUGAUCGCUUCCCUGAGCUGGAGGUGACAGAUUGUGUUAAGGUGUAUGACAUUUUCUGCCGUGUUGGAAAACAGUUUGAUGAGCUAGACCUCUUCUAUGGGUGGUCAAAGAGUAUUGGAAUUGCACGCUCUUCUGAGUACCCUGAGAUUGAAAUGGUCACUACAAGGAAGCUAGAGGUUAUGGAAGAGUUUAUCAAAGACAAGUCCAUCUUAGCACAGAACCAGAAGCCUAAUGCAGAAGAAGAGGAGGAGAAUGAGGAAGAAGAAGAAGAAGCUAAGGAACCGGAAGAGGAUAUGAAUGCAAUCAAGGCAUUACCACCACCAGAGGAAAUCGAGGAGGAACCAGCUGAAGAAGAGCCAAAGGAAGAAGAGGCAAAAGAAGAAAAAGUUGUGCAAACAGAAGGUGAUUUGUUGAAUUUAGGAGAUGAUACAGUGACAAGUGAAGAACGUGGGGACAAAUUAGCUUUGGCUCUAUUUGAUGGAGCUGCAGCAACAACAGGUGCCACACAAGCACUUCCAUGGCAUGCAUUUAAUGAGGGUGCAGAUUGGGAAACAGCAUUGGUACAAUCAGCUAGCAACUUAGUGAACCAAAAGCCAGAGUUAGGUGGUGGCUUUGAUACGUUGUUGUUGGAUGGGAUGUAUAAACAUGCAGAAAUGAAUGCAACCAUGCAAGGACAAGGGUAUGGGGUGAGUGGAAGUGCUAGCAGUGUGGCACUUGGUUCAGCUGGAAGGCCUGCAAUGCUAGCAUUGCCAGCACCACCAGGGAGUGAUUCUAGUUCAGGAACUGCUGAUCCAUUUGCAGCUUCAUUGGCUGUGGCACCUCCCUCUUACGUGCAAAUGUCAGAUAUGGAGAAAAAACAAAGGUUGUUAGUUGAAGAACAGUUACUGUGGCAACAAUAUGCAAGGGAUGGCAGGCAAGGACAUGUUGCACGCGCAAAGCAACAACCUACUAAUAAUACCUACGUGGGAGGGUAUCCACAGAACAAUGGCAAUUAUUAUCGUUAA
Molecule: messenger RNA, 1764 nt
Organism: Gastrolobium bilobum
Lineage: Eukaryota; Viridiplantae; Streptophyta; Magnoliopsida; Fabales; Fabaceae
Product: putative clathrin assembly protein At1g03050
Exons: 2
Coding region: 1-1764 (587 amino acids)
Biological process (GO): clathrin coat assembly; clathrin-dependent endocytosis; vesicle budding from membrane
Cellular component (GO): clathrin-coated vesicle; clathrin-coated pit
Molecular function (GO): 1-phosphatidylinositol binding; clathrin heavy chain binding; phosphatidylinositol-4,5-bisphosphate binding
Source: RefSeq, a predicted model, not a curated record